AUGGCUUCAGCUGGCAAAAGCAUCAUGGGUGCCAAAGUCUCAGUCCCAGGAAAGUGCUCUGAGAUCAAGGGCAAACCUGAUCAAGUGACCGGGCGAUGGACCUGCUCCGAGGAGGAGAUUGGGCUAGUGAAAAUGAACUCCGACUAUGCAAAUGAAACUGGAAUAAAUCAGUUCCAAGCUGAUAUAAAUGUAUCCAAGUGGUCUGUGGAUACUCAUUUUUCUCUCCCUUCUCUCUUUCAGACUCCAGGUAGAGGUGGUUCUCAGAGCUCGGAUUCGGAUUCAUCUGCCACACCAGGAAAUGCCGUGGACGUCAACAACGAAGGCUCCUCCGAGGGCUUCAUCUGUCCACUAUGUAUGAAAGUGUGUGUAACUCCCACUGAUCUGUCUGAACAUUACCAGAAUGAGCACACGGGGACAGAAGGAAGACAGGAGCUCCGUGACCUCCCAGCUGUUACUGGCUUUAUUUGUCCUCUCUGUAUGAAGUCUCAUGGAUCAGCGGAGGAGCUGUUCAAGCACUAUGAAGCAGUUCAUAAUUCUGGCAUUGAUUCAACUCAUGGAGGGGAAGGUCAUCUGUCACCGGAAAGAGAUGAAGUAUCACUGCUCCGACAAGAAGUCCAAGACUUGCAAGCUUCACUGAAGGAGGAGAGGUGGUAUUCAGAAGAGCUGAAGAAAGAACUAGAGAAAUUGCAGGGGCAGCGGCAGCAAGAUUCUAAGUCUGAUGGAUUGACAACAGCUACAUCUACAGAAUCAUUAGAACGGCAACUAGAAGAGAUCCAAGUAGAAAAUUUUAACAUUAAGCAAAUGAAAGACUUAUUUGAGCAAAAAGCAGCACAACUGGCCACUGAAAUUGUGGAUCUUAAAUCAAAGUACGAUGAAGAAAUCGGCCUUCGGGAAGGUGCAGAACAGAAAGUGACAAACCUGACACAAGAACUGCAGAAGGAGAGAAGUACAGUGGAAGACUUAAAGACAGAGCUGCUACAAAGGCCUGGUGUGGAAGAUGUGGCUGUCCUGAAAAAGGAGCUGGUCCAAGUUCAGACGCUGAUGGACAAAAUGACGCUGGAACGUGAGAGAGAAUCUGAAAAACUGAAAGAUGAGUGCAAGCACUUGCAGGCAGAGCAAGCUAACUCGGAGGCUACCAUUAACCAUCUAAGAGCUGAACUUGCCAAAGGACCUCAGGAGGUAGCUGUGUACGUUCAGGAGCUGCAAAAACUUCAAAGUUCAGUCAAAGAGCUAGAACAGAAAAACCAGAGUCUGACCGAGAAGCUGCUGAAGAAAGAACAGGACUACACCCAGCUAGAAGAAAAACACAAUGAAGUAUCUGUGAGUAAGAAGAACGUGCUGGCAAACUUUCACCAGAAGGACCUGGACUGCCAACAGCUUCAGGCAAAGCUGUCUGCAUCUGAAGCCUCGAUACAGAGAUUACAGACAGAGCUAGGUGAGAAGGGGGAAGCAAGCCAGAAACUUAAAGAAGAGUUGUCUGAAGUAGAGACAAAGUACCAGCAUCUCAAGGCAGAAUGUAAACAGCUCCAGCAGCAAAGAGAGGAAAAAGAGCAGCAUGGCCUGCAACUCCAAAGCGAGCUCAGUCAGUUGCACAGUAAACUUCUAGAAACAGAGCGCCAGCUAGGGGAAGCACACGGGCGGCUCAAGGAACAGAGACAGCUGUCUAGUGAGAAGCUGAUGGACAAAGAGCAGCAGGUGGCUGAUCUGCAAUUAAAACUGUCUCGGGCUGAAGAGCAGCUGAAGGAGAAAGCGGCAAAUUCCACAGAACUGCAGCAUCAGUUAGAUAAGGCAAAACAGCAGCACCAGGAACAGCAGACACUUCAGCAAAAUACUACAGCAAAACUACGAGAAGCUCAGAAUGAUUUGGAGCAAGUACUACGACAAAUUGGAGAUAAGGACCAAAAAAUUCAAAAUCUUGAGGCUUUGCUUCAAAAAAGCAAAGAAAACAUCUCUUUGCUAGAAAAGGAAAGAGAGGACUUAUAUGCAAAAAUUCAAGCUGGUGAAGGAGAAACUGCAGUUCUUAACCAGCUACAAGAGAAAAACCAUGCAUUGCAAAUACAGGUAACUCAGCUGACGGAGAAGCUGAAGAAUCAAUCAGAAAGUCAUAAACAAGCCCAAGAGAAUUUGCACGAGCAAGUGCAGGAGCAAAAGGCACAUCUAAGAGCUUCUCAAGACCGUGUGCUCUCCCUGGAAGCAAACAUCACUGAACUAACCAGCCAGCUAAAUGAAAGUAAAGAGAAAGUUUCACAACUUGAUGUACAGGUAAAAGCAAAGACUGAAUUGCUACUUUCGGCAGAAGCAUCAAAAGCUGCUCAGAGAGCGGAUCUUCAGAAUCAUCUGGACACUGCCCAGCAUGCACUGCAGGAUAAGCAACAGGAGUUAAAUAAAGUCAGCGUUCAGUUGGAUCAGGUUACAGCUAAGCUGAAUGACAAGCAGGAAUACUGUUCUCAGCUGGAAGCCAAUCUUAAAGAGUACAAAGAGAAAAGUCUUUAUUUAGAACAGAAAACUGAAGAGCUAGAGGGACAGCUUAAGAAACUUGAAGCUGACAUUCUUGAUGCUAAAGCAAGCAAAGAACAAGCUCUUCAGGAGUUACAGCAGCAGCGACAGCAAUCUACAGAAUUAGACCUCCGAACAGCAGAACUGAGUAAACAACUUGAAGCAGCAAGAGAAGCGAUGUCUAAUGCUAAACUGGAUUUGCAGAAGAAAUCUGAGGCCCUUGAAGAAGCGAAGCAGCAAAUUUCAAAGCAGGAAGAAGAAAAGGCCAGCCUUAAACAAAACCUUGAGAAAUCAAAUCAAGAUACAAGUAAACAACUCAAGGAAUUAGAUUGUAAAAUGCAAGCAGCAACAUCAGAGCUGCAACAAGUGAAAUUAGAGAAGGAUACUCUAUUAAAGGACCUUACAGCUACCAAAGACAAGCUCUCAAAAAGUUCUGAAUCCUUCAAAAAAAGAAAGGAGGAAUUAGAAAAAGAAGUACAAAAAGGAAAAGCAGCUGUGGCAGAAAUGGAAAAAUCUUGCCAAGAAGUAAAACACCAGCUCCAGGUACAAACAGAGUCUGUAGCUAAAGAGAAGAAUGAAUUGAAAAACUCACUGGAAAAAAAGGAGGGGAUUUGUAAGCAGCUGUCAAUAGAACUUGAUUCAGCACGAGCACAAGUCCUGGAAAUUCAGGGUCUUCUGAAGGAGAAAGAAAAAAGCGAGCAACAACUCCAAGGAAAGCUGAGAGAGUUAAAGGAAUCUUUUGAGCAGAAGAAAAAACAUAGUGAGACACUGCAAGCUGAAUUAAAAACUGCCCUUUUAGAAAAGGCAGAACUGGAGAAUAAACUGCAACAGCAGUCUAUUUUGUCAGCACAGGAGCUUAAAGCAGAGAAAGUCAAACUAGCAGACUUACAGAAGACCCAUGAAAAACAGAAGGAUAACAAGUCCACAGAAGAAAAACUUGCUCUAGCUCAAGAAGAAUUAGUUUCCAGCAGAAAUCGAAUUGCUAGCAAUAAUCAGCAGAUUCAGGAACUGAAGAAAGCAAAGUCUACACUGGAGCAGGAUGCAUCAAAGAAGGAGCAGCAGCUGGGAGAGAAGACCAAAAUGUUACAGGAUCUUCAGAAUGACAGGAUUUUGAAGGAAAAAGACUUGGCUAAUGAAAAAUGUAAAACAACAGAACUCCAGGAAAUAAGGAGUAGACUUGAAAAAGAAAGUGCCAAGCUGGGUGAAGAACUUAGAGCCUGCAAGCAAGAAUUUGAGAAGGAGGUGGCAAAUCUCAAGGAUGCAAAACAGCUAUUGAUUCAACAGAAAUUAGAGCUGCAGGGCAAAAUAGAUAAUAUGAAUUCAGCUCUGGAACAGGAGAAGAAAACCCAUCAAGCUGUCAAAGAUCAGCUGAAAAAGAGAGAAGAGGAGCUGAAGAAAGAAUGUGCUGAAAUUGAAGCUAAACUGCACACAGAGAAAAAAGAGAAAGAAGAAGAAAAUCGGAAACAUGAGGAAAAGGAGACCAAGCUCACCAUGCAGGUCACAGCUCUGAAUGAAAACCUGGCUACCAUGAAGAAAGAGUGGCAAAGCAGUCAGAGGCGAGUGAGCGAGCUAGAGAAACAGACGGAUGAUUUACGUGGUGACAUUGCCGUCUUGGAAGCAACAGUGCAGAAUAAUCAGGAUGAGAGAAGAGCGUUGCUGGAGAGGUGUAUAAAAAGUGAGGGAGAAAUUGAAAAGCUUCAAGCCAAACUUGUAGAAAUGAAGAAAAAGCUGGACAACACUACCGCUGCAAUGCAGGAACUUGGCCGAGAAAACCAGUCAUUACAGAUCAAACACACCCAAGCCCUCAACAGGAAGUGGGCAGAAGACAAUGAGGUACAGAAUUGCAUGGCCUGUGGAAAAGGCUUUUCAGUGACAGUGAGAAGGCAUCACUGUAGACAGUGUGGGAAUAUCUUUUGUGCCGAGUGCUCAGCAAAGAAUGCCUUAACUCCUUCUUCUAAGAAGCCUGUCCGAGUCUGUGAUACUUGCUUUAAUGACUUGCAAGGAUAACUGGCUAUCGUGAGUGGCAAAGAAAUGUUACACUAAAAUUUAUAAUUUCUGUUGAUGCACUUCGUCCAGCACUCAGACUACUAUUCAGUUCGGACAAUGAUUGUAACACUUGGCAAAAUUUAGUAUAUUUUAAAAUGUUUAUUGAUACCAAGUAAAACUAUUGUAUUUUUGUGAGACAUGGGCUCAGAUCAUCCAUAGCUUACUGCCAUUUAUCCUGGAAAGAGCUUCUAUGUCUAGACUAGAAAUACCCAGUUAUUUGUAAAUAAAGUUUAAACAGAGGAGUAACAAUGUAUUUUUUUAUCUUUUAUUUUUUUGUUCAAGAGAAACAAUGUUUAUGUGAUAUUGCAGUUAUUCUUGUUUCCUUCAAAGAAAAAGGAAGAUGCAAAAACUUGUGAGGAUUUUAUGUAUCAAAUGUUGCUGUAAAAGCGUAACUAAUUGUCACGUUUGAUUGCAUAUCUGAUGUUCUUUAUAACCCCGUGUGAUUUUGUUUUCUUUCUAUCUCUCUGGUUCUUGAACUUUUCUCUCUAAAGUUCGAACUCCACAGUGAAGGGUAAUGGCUGGACUCGACUCCAACUCAGUUUUAUUUGCCCACUUAGAACUUGUUGUAGUAUUGGCACCUGAGUCCUUAUCCAACUACAGCGCUUGAAUACUGGAACAUCUUUACACAUACUGUGUUGCAUAGCUUGUGUGUGUGUGCGUGCAUGUCUGAGAGAGAGUUUGUGUGAACAAAUGAUGAGAACAAGUUUAGCUGGCAUUGUAGGAAUAUUACACGAUACAUUACAAUAUUCCGCCUCGUAUUUAUUGAUUUAAUUUUUACAUAUUCGGUUGAUGGAUUUUAAUAUUCCAGAAACCCUUAUAUGUGGGUUUUAAAAAGCAAACAAACAAUACUGGUAGGAGUCUGUAGCACAUCUCUCCCCCCUGCCCAUACCCUGGAAGCCCUGAGAGGUCCUUGUCGUUCUAAGGGACAUCCAGACCUUCCACGCUAAGAAAAAGUCUUUUUUGAGAUUGCUGCAGUUUAUCUCACCUUUUCUUCUGCCCCUUCCCUUGGCUUUUGGUGGAAGAAGCUGACAAACCUCAGUUUUCCAUUGCUCCAUCCGACCCCCAUUACUGGGGGCUCUUAAAUGUUAUUUUAGUGAUAUGAUUUAGUCUGCUCAGAAUGGUGGUGUGAAUCUCCUGCUACUGGCUUUGUUAUAAGCGAAACAGCUCUAAAUAAGAGGCCACUAUAUAUGUCUUUAGAUAUUUAUCCAUAUUUUAUUUUCCAUACUUGCAACAGAGGCUGUAGAGUACAUGUAGGUGUCAAACUUCUUUUUGUUGUGAUUUUAUUUACAACUGUUCGUUCUUGCCUGCCUGUCUCUAACUUUUCUUCCCUUUGUAUCUGGUAUUUCAAAAUGGUUAAGGUUACUUCUUCUGAGCAGGGGUUAUGCCUUUAGGGAUCCUUGGUCUUAAAUACUCUAUUAAACUCCCCACACCCCAGGCCCUUCUGUGUCUUAAAAAAUUUUGCCAGCUGUUCAGAGAAAGGACUGUGUCCUCAAUUCCUCUACUUCUUGCCUGAGGUAAGAAUCAAAUUCUGUCACAAUGGUGGAAGCUUAGCCAUCGUUAGGCAGGUUCGUUUGCUUUUAUCUAUUGUCAGCUUUAUAUGUGAAUGAAGAAGAGUCUUUUUUAUGAAAAAUGUCUAGUCCUGAUUAACUCUCAAGUGAAGAAAUUCUUAACCCCUCUUCUCCAGAAGUAGUGAUCUAUAUGUUUCAUAUCCCUGCUUGGCUUAUCUGUCUAGUUCUACAUUUGCAGCCUCAAGGAGUCUUCCUCAAGGAGUUUUCUUAAAAUUAAAUUCUUAUUUCUCAAAAUCCAGCUGAAAUAUAUAACUAACUGGUUCUCCUUGCUGUAAAAGGGUUUUGGAUACAACUGUGGUUUGUGUGAAAUACUGACCUGCUUUUCUGGUUUGAACUUGAGAGUUGCUUGCUCAAAAGAAACAACUGCUGCAACGAUUCUGUAUGAACAGAGCCUCUGGACUCGCUCUUUCUCCUCGUCAGUGUAACUGUUUGGCAUAAGAAUCUUUUGAAUAGAAAAUACGAACAGAAUCUCUGCCUCUGGGAAUUUUUUUUCUACUUAUUUAUCUAUUGAGAGAAUCUGAAGAGUUUUCUUUCAAGCCUUUCUUUUUCUGACACGAGACUUGGUCAGAAAUGUGGGAAAAAUAAAGAUGUGACAGCCGUGCUCCAGCCUAGAUGCACUCUGCCCUGUUGUGUAUGUAACACCCGGAACCUUGUGCUGCUCUCAGGGUGAAGGAUGACCACGUGGAGCAGAAGGGAUGUUGAAAGGGAAGAGAGAAGCUUUCCACAACUGCGCGAGGGCAAAACGCAUGAGGCAGAGGAAGAUGGAAAUCCCUCAGGGGGAGCUAGGAAAAUGGUUAAAAGACUGUAUUGGUGUUCAGGCAUUUUGCUUUUGAAGGGGAACAUGUGAAAGCUGAGGAGAGAGCUCUGCAAUAAAGAGGAAAUGGUAGAAGCUCUAGCAGGGUUGUUUUUAAUUCAGCCUUUUGGGAUGCCUUUGUGUAAAGACAAGCAGAGUCGCCUCACUCAGCUGGCUGCUGAAGCAGUACAGUGGGUUGAUUGCAGAUCAGACCUUGGUCUGGAGCUCCUCAGCUCUAGGGGCGAAACCAGCUCGAUUUCUGAAUCUUGCUUUUUGCUGACCAAUUUAUAUGAUCCACUUUUUGAGGGGAUGGAAAUGCUUUUCACAUACACAUUUGUAGGAAGAGGGAUUGUUAAAAUCUGGAGGAGCAGUGGCAGGGGAGAAGCUUGCAUGCUUGAGCUUUGAGUCUGCAGUAGGUCAGGAUUUCUACAGCUUUUCACUGGAGUAAAUUUAUGAUUCCAUUGCUAAAUCUCAUGCUCCUUCUUUUGUGCUUAUGAUUCUUAGUGCUGGUCUGUAUUUGUUGACAAGUUGAUGGUAUAAUAGACUCUAUAAUGCUCUCAGCUUCACUGCCAGGUUGGAAGUUGUACUCAAGGUCAGUAAAAUGACCUAUGAGGUACGUAAGAAGGGAAACUGUGGAAGGUGAAAAGCUUUGUAUUUAUAAAUCUGCUUGCGGAGUCUGACUGGUUUUAUGGGCAUGUUUCAGUAGGAAUGUGUGGGUUUUGUUGCACUGCUUUGAAAUGUAAAUAAUAGGAAAACCUAGUAAAAAGCCUGGUAACUUAUACCAUGCUGAGUUAAAGGAUUCCAGAAAAAAUAGUUUAAUGCACUGAUUUAGAGGGAUUAACUAGAGCGUUUAAUGGACUGAUUUAGAGGGAUUAAUUAGAGGGUUUGAUGCACUGAUUAAUGGGAAAAACUUAUAAAAUGGCAGAAGAGACUAGGGCCUUGGAACUGGAGGAUGCACAGUGAUGUGUUUUAAUAGCCUCUAGGAAGAACCAGAUUGCUGUGAUUCACGGAGGAGAGGCCAUUAUAGAGCAAGAGGUGGAAAUAAUGGUAAAACCAGCGCUCGAACCAGUAGGUGUGUGGGAUCCUCAAGCUGCCUUUGAUUACUAGUCAUUACCAUGGCAUGAGGAGUGGGACAGUGAAGUGUGGGGCUUGUUCCUGUCCCCUCUGCAGGACACUCCAUCCACGUUCAGAAUUGCUGGGGGAGCAUAAUAUGAGAGACCAGCUGCUACGCAGCCUGAGACAAGCUACAGAGGCAAUUGGAAAAGUGUAAGGGAUAAUCUCGUUCAAAUGGGGAGAGGUUCUUUAAACUCCUGGAGACAUCACCCCUCUUCCAGUCAAAGAGCCACAAUCCCUUGCAUUGUUGCCUCCAAAAUGCCAAAUCCUACGGUUCUACUCCAGCCUUGGGUCAGCAGUACGUACUCCAUACUUCUGUCCUGCAACCUCUCUGGAGGCAGGUAGUGUUGCAGAGGUCAGUGGCAAGCUUUUGAUCUUAGCUGGCUGUGCUUCACUGUUACUUAUUUCUUCUCCCCAUGUAUUCCUUCCCUCCAGUAAUCUUCCCUUUUCUGCAAAGGUUGAACAAAGAGGAUAAAAUUAAUGAGUCACAGUAGGAGAAGUUGCUGUCUGCAGAUAAAGAGACAAAAGGAAUUUUCUGCUGCAGCUUCCAACAGAGGCAAGAGGUUUAGAGGGAUCUUGUUUUUCGGCUGGCUUUGCUCUCUGGCACAAGAGUCCAAGGCUCUAGGGUACAGUGCGGUUUUUUUUCCUCUGUUUUUGUAAGGUGUCAAGUAACCAAGCUGCCAUGGAGUGUGGAGCGCUAGGUACACAAGAACAAUGAAUAACUAUUUUUAUUGGUUUGGGGAUGAUUAGGAUUAUUUGUGAAUCCUCACUGGAAAAGCUUUCUUAGUGAAGCAAGAAGGCACUUGGGAGCAGAAGCAUGAAGUAACCUCUCUGUGUUUGUAUUACAUUAGCAAGAACAAUUGAGUCUCUUAUGCUAGAUGUAAGAGAAGUGACAUUCCUAAAGAAGGGACCUGGAAGACUCAAGUACUUUUCUGGAUUGUUAAAUGUCAGUUAAAUGUGAAGUGGGAACAAACGCUUGUUGCAAAACUUAAAAAAUUUACGACCAGCACUCAGUGGCAGACAGAAAACUGCUGGAGCUUAAGUUCAAACAGAAUAUAAACUAUGCCAAGAAGAAUUAUAUCAUCGUUUGAGUAUGUUGAAACUGGUAAAUGACUCCUCCAAGUACCACCCCUUUCACUCUCAUACUCUUGGAGGACUAGGAAACAACACUGUCAUUUGCACUAUGCACUUUUUUCUGUCUAACUGAAUAUAAUCUACAGUAAGUGGAAUGGCAUAAUUUGCAUUGCAUGGGUUAGCUGUAAUCGGUGGACAGAAGGUUUAUCUUCAGCUGGACUUUUCACUGUAUUACAUUUGGCCCCUUGCUAUGUAAGGAGAAUUGCACUCAUGAUUCCUUUGCACCAAAAAUGCAAUCAUCAUCUGAGAGCACAUGUAACAAAAACCAUGUAGUUACACACGCAUUGUCUUUGUAGAGCUUCAUUUUAAGAUUAUAAAAUGAGAAAAUGUGACUUCUAUGUAUUUUUAAGGGUCUUGCCAGUUGUCCAGUUCUUAAUUUUUGAAGUCUUGACCUCAGCACCCUUUCUAGGACAAGUUUAAGGUUAUUGUCCAACCACAGCCUCUCCAAAAGCACUAAGUGGUGUACUUUUCAAAACCAGCAAUAAUUGGAUAGUAAAGUCCCUCCACAAAAACUCAGUUUUGGGUUUGUUUGUUUUUGUUUUGUUUUUUAAGGGGCACUGAAUAAAGAGGUUUGCAUUUUUAGAGAGAACAUUAGAUGCCACUUAAGAUCACAAUACUGAAGAGGAUAGGUACUAGUUAAUGUAAUAAACUUUGCCUUUUGUCUGUAGCUCACCACAUACUAUGCACUCACUGUGCAGCAGAUACAGGAGUAUCUGCUCAUUUGAAGAUUACUGAAGCCCUGCUAACCCUUUUGGAUCAACGUUACUAUGGAAGCAGAAGCCUGGUAGGCGUGUUUUCCAAUUUUUCCUUCCCCUGUGACCUAAACUAAAACCAAAUUCAUCUGUAUUUCCUGCCUUUUUUGGGCAAAGAGGUCUGGGAAAGGUUGUUCAUCGUUACUUGUCAACAGGCCAGUGCUGGCAGGUCCAGGCUCCUGCUGUUGGCUUUAUGGCAAAGUACUCCGUUGUAUCACGCGAAAGCCUGAUUCCUGGCACAAAAGGGAUGUUUGAAAGAAUGUCUCGCUGGGUUAGCAAAUACCAGAACUUUUUAUAGUAAUGUGUCCAAAAUGCUGCUUGUAUAGGAUUUGUCACUUUUGUAAGAAAAUAAAAAAAAAAAAAUCACACAAAAAAAAAAAUCAUAAAACCCCACCAUUUGAUGCCAUUACAUAAUAUUUCAUUUAAACUACCUCUCAGCGUGAAAUUCAAACAUUAGGUAAGUUUAAUAAGGUUUGCUCACUGUCAUGUUCUGUAAAAGUUAUAGUGAAUGCCAAAAUUGCAAGUUUAUCACCAAAAAGGAAAAAAAGUUAAGUCUUUUUUUUUUUUUAUGUGUUUGAAAGUAUCCAAUGGUUUCAAGUUAUUGUAAACUCUGUUGUAUCCUUUUAACUUCUGUAGUUUCAAUUUUGCAAACUCUAGCUGCUGGACAGGAAAUAAAUCAUAACCACGAGCUUUCAUAAUCAUGGUCUGCUGGGUAAAAACAAUUUUGUAUGCAGCUUUGUCAUUUGGCUACAGAUAGCCUCAUUCACCAAAUGUACCAUUAAUUUAAUCUUCUUUUUCUUCUUCAGUACUCGAGAUGUGAACUUGAUGAAUGGUAUUCUGUAAUGGAUGCGUGCCACAAAUUACAUUGUCUUGUUUGCCUCUUUUCUGAAUUUUAAUGAUCAGUUUAUUAUUGCAGAUGUGAAUAUUGCUCAUACAGCUUAAUUUCUGUAUAAUUGUACAAAAUAUAAAUGGAAAAAGUUUUAAGUUCUUACCCAGUAUUUAGAGGUAAUGUAUUAUAAUAGCCUUAUGUUGCAGUUUUACCUACAGAGUACUGCACUUAUUUUCGACUGGAUCAUACCAUCUUGGUAGGUGUAGAUAGAUUUUUUUUGCAUGAGUGUGUUUUCGUUUUGUUUCAAUUGAAGUUUGAUGCUCUUUUAAGUUCUACUUUCAGUGUUUGUGUUUACUACUUGUGAUCAUGUAGUUGUGCCUUACAUUGUGAAAGAAUUUAGUCCAGCGUGCACUGUAAUUCCUCAACUCUGCGAUUUGGAAGGCGGCUGUGGAUUUGGAUGAGAAGAU
This is a messenger RNA of Egretta garzetta (little egret), 11198 nucleotides long. It is a transcript of the gene EEA1, whose product is annotated as early endosome antigen 1. Gene Ontology annotation, cellular component: early endosome. Gene Ontology annotation, biological process: endocytosis. NCBI's taxonomy places the organism in Eukaryota, Metazoa, Chordata, Aves, Pelecaniformes, Ardeidae. The record is from RefSeq and is a predicted model, not a curated record. Gene Ontology annotation, molecular function: metal ion binding; 1-phosphatidylinositol binding. The transcript is spliced from 31 exons. Bases 1 to 4503 code for a protein of 1500 amino acids.